Molecule: messenger RNA, 612 nt
Organism: Camellia sinensis
Lineage: Eukaryota; Viridiplantae; Streptophyta; Magnoliopsida; Ericales; Theaceae
Source: RefSeq, a predicted model, not a curated record
AUGGAAGCGAUCUAUCUUUUGAGAAAAGUAAUAGAAAAAGGCUACAUUGAUAUGAUUAAGGACAUGUAUAUUGUGGUGACCACUAUUAGAUUGCAGACUGAUGUGCCAUGGUGUAUGCUUUUUGCAGAUGAUACCGUGUUAAUGGAUAAGACUAGAGAAGGAGUUAACAUUAAGUUAGAAACUUGGAGAGAAGCACUUGAAUCUAAAGGAUUUAGGAUAAGUAGAAUUAAGACAGAGUACAUGAAGUAUAAUUUUAGUAACAAUAACAACGGAAACAGAGGACAAGUGAAGAUUGAAAACCAAGAAUUACCUAAGAGUGAACAUUUUCGUUAUCUAGAAUCGAUUAUCACAAUAGCUGGGGAAAUUGGAGCAGAUGUGGUCCAUAGAAUUAAAGUGCGGUGGCUUAAGUACAGGAGUACAUCUGGGGUACUGUGCGAUAACCGUGUAUCCACUAAACUAAAAGGAAAGUUCUAUAGAACAACUAUUAGACCAGUGAUAUUGUAUGGGACGAAAUGUUGGGCAACAAAGAAACAACAUGUAUAUAAGAUGAAUGUUGUUGAGAUGAUGAUGUUAAAGUGGAUGUGUGGCAAGACUAGAAAAAGACAGUGUUAG